Pipistrellus kuhlii (Kuhl's pipistrelle) is the source of this 3306-nucleotide messenger RNA. It is a transcript of the gene ARMC3, whose product is annotated as armadillo repeat containing 3. The coding region runs from base 8 to 2605 and encodes 865 amino acids. The transcript has 18 exons. Gene Ontology annotation, molecular function: protein binding. The record is from RefSeq and is a predicted model, not a curated record. Lineage: Eukaryota; Metazoa; Chordata; Mammalia; Chiroptera; Vespertilionidae.
UCCCAGAAUGGGUAAGAAGAUAAAGAAGGAAGUAGAACCCCCUCCUAAGGAUGUGUUUGAUCCAUUAACAAUUGAAAGCAAAAAGGUAGCAACUGUGGUGCUAAUGCUUAAUUCUCCUGAAGAAGAAAUUUUGGCCAAAGCAUGUGAAGCCAUUUAUAAGUUUGCUUUAAAAGGUGAGGAAAAUAAAGCAACCCUCCUUGAACUUGGAGUAGUGGAACCUUUAACUAAACUGCUCACCCAUGAAGACAAAAUUGUAAGAAGAAAUGCCACUAUGAUAUUUGGAAUCAUGGCUUCUAAUAAUGAUGUUAAAAAACUGUUGAGAGAGUUAGAUGUCAUGAACUCUGUUAUUGCUCAGCUUGCACCAGAAGAAGAGGUAGUUAUCCACGAGUUUGCUAGUCUUUGCCUAGCAAACAUGUCUGCGGAGUACACCAGCAAAGUGCAGAUAUUCGAACACGGUGGCUUAGAGCCCCUCAUCAGACUGCUGAGCAGCCCCGACCCCGAUGUGAAGAAGAACUCCAUUGAGUGCAUUUACAACCUGGUCCAGGAAUUUAAAUGUCGAACUACACUUCCAGAACUAAAUGCCAUCCCUCCUAUAUUAGAGCUUUUUAAGUCAGAAUAUCCAAUUAUUCAGUUGUUGGCUCUCAAAACCUUAGGUGUUAUUACAAAUGAUAAGCUGUCGCGAGCAAUGUUAAGAGACAAUCAAGGGAUGGAUCACCUUAUUAAGAUUCUGGAAACUAAGGAAUUGAAUGACCUUCAUAUAGAAGCGCUUUCAGUGAUAGCCAAUUGCCUUGAAGAUAAGGAUACCAUGGUGCAGAUUCAACAGUCAGGGGGUCUUAAGAAGCUCUUAACAUUUGCAGAAAACUCUACAAUUCCUGAUAUUCAGAAGAAUGCAGCAAAAGCAAUUACAAAAGCAGCUUAUGACCCUGAAAACAGAAAAUUUUUUCAUGAACAAGAGGUUGAAAAAUGCCUUGUAACCCUUUUGGGCUCUGAAAGUGAUGGAACUAAAAUUGCUGCUUCCCAAGCGAUUUCAGUAAUGUGUGAGAAUUUAAGCAGCAAAGGAUUUUUCAACCAUCAGGGGAUCCCACAGCUAGUUCAGCUGCUGAAAAGUGACAAUGAAGAGGUAAGGGAGGCCGCAGCCCUGGCCCUGGCUAACCUGACCACUUGCAAUCCCACAAAUGCUAAUGCUGCUGCUGCAGCUGAUGGUAUUGAUCCAUUAGUAAACACCCUGUCCAGUAAACGAGAUGGAGCCGUGGCCAACGCCGCCACUGUGCUGACCAACAUGGCAACGCAGGAGGCUCUGCGCACGAACAUCCAGAGCCGCGACAUCAUGCACGCCCUCAUCGGCCCGCUGCAUUCCUCGAACAUCGUCGUGCAGAGCAAAGCCGCUCUCACCAUCGCUGCGACUGCGUGUGAUGUUGAGGCCCGGGCAGAGCUAAGAAAUUCGGGUGGGUUGGAGCCCCUCAUAGAGCUCCUGCGCUCCAAGAACGAUGAGGUCAGAAGGAAUGCCAGCUGGGCCGUGAUGGUCUGUGCCAGCGAUGAGCUGAUGGCCGGGGAAUUAUGCAAGCUCGGGGCUUUAAAUAUCCUUGAAGAAAUUAAUCUAUCAGUAAGUCGAAAAAAUAAAUUCAGUGAGGUAGCUUAUAACAAAUUGCUCAACAACCACCUGUCUCUGAAAUACAGCCAGACUGGCUAUUUGUCAUCAACUAACAUCAUUAGUGAUGGCUUCUAUGAUUAUGGCCGGAUAAAUCCUGGCACCAAAUUUUGGCCUUUGAAGGAUCUCUGCUUACAAGAACCAAAUGACCUACGUACUGUACUCUUGGUUAACAAUAAAUCUGAUGUUUCACCUCCAUCUACGGAAGAUAAAUCCUCAGAAGUUGGUUAUGGGCGAAGUAUUUCUUCUUCCUCUUCUUUAAGAAGACCUAGUAGAGAAAAGGCCAGUGCUGGAUUUGGAUCUCCCAUAGAAGAUAAAUCAGAACCUGCUUCUGGACGAAAUACUGCUGCUAGCAAAAGUGCCACUAAAGAAAAAGCAUCAAGGAAAAGUAAAGGUAAAAAAGAGGAGGAAAAACAAAAGGAGGAGGAAGAGGCUACAGUGGUACUAAGAUGGGCUGGAGAAGGAAACACAGAUAAAGAAUGGUCCCCUCCUGCUGAUCCUGAUUUCUGUGUUUAUGUGUAUGAAGUGACCAAAUCAAUUCUUCCCAUAACCAAUACAAGGGAACAGAUUGAGACUCUUGCAAAGUACGUGGCAGAAAAAAUGGGCGGUAAAAUUCCAAAAGAUAAACUACAGGAUUUCAGCUGGGAACUUCAUAUAAGUGAACUAAAAUUUCAACUUAAAUCCAAUGUUGUUCCAAUUGGACAGAUCAAAAAAGGAAUCUUCUGCCAUCGAGCUUUGCUUUUCAAGGCUCUGGCUGAUAAAAUUGGCCUAGGCUGCUCUCUGGUUCGAGGGGAGUACGGCAGAGCUUGGAAUGAAGUGAAGCUGAUGAAUGAAUCUCAAAAGGGAGUGAUUGGAGGUCUCCCUCCUCCUGAAGUAUACAUCGUUGACCUCAUAUUCCAUCCAGGAGCACUGAUGAAGCUGAAAAGUAAAGAAGCAGAUCGUUACAGAUUUCUAUAAAGUAACAAAUAAACACAAAAGUGGCUCAAACAAGACAUUAAUCCUAUACACUUUCUAUGAAAUUCCCUCAUUAAUUUUAUUUCUUUAAAUAAAAGCAUUAGAAAGGUUCUCUCUGAGUCAGAAUGAGGGUACUUGCAUUGACAUGGUUGUGCUUCUGACUUCAGGAUUCUGGCAAAGUGUAGUCUGAUUAGAUCACCUUAUGCUUUGUGAAAAGUCUCUUGUGAAAAGCUUAUUAUUGUCAAAAUUAAUCCAGCCCACUGUUUCCCAAGGAGUAUCCCUGUCCAUUGGGAUUCUUGUGUAAAACACUCAGCUGCUGCUCGCAGGCAAUUCUGUGGCCUCAUCACUGUCGUUCUUCGUGCCCAGAAGGCCUCAGGAACACUUGGUUAAGCAAAUUGGAUGUUGUUUUUGUUUUUUGUUUGUUUAUUUUUUAAUGUCUUCCUUCGGUCUCCUUGCUCACUUGCUUAAAGUAAGAUUAUUUAGAGUUUGACUACUUAUAGAUCUAUUCUAGUAUUACAAAUUACUUUCUAAAAUGACUUUGUUCACAUUUUUUAAAACUUAUUAAGUUUAAUAUACUUCACUGAAAUAUAAAUAUUUCUAAAAACUAUUUCCAUAAAUUGUAUUUGUCCUAUCUAUGUUGUCUUGGAAAUAUACCUUCAGUUAAAAAAAACAACAACAUUCUGUUUUGCUUUUAUACAUUUUAA